AUGAGGUUCAAGCUUUUUGUUAAGAAGCACCCAGUUCAGUUCCGGCAGCCGACAAUCAGCGGCCUCUCACAGAUCACCAGAAGCCUGUACGUCAGCAAUGGUGUAGCUGCCAACAACAAGCUCUUGCUGUCCAGCAACCAGGUCACUUCAGUCAUCAAUGUCUCAGUAGAGGUGGUAAAUACCAUCUAUGAGGAUAUCCAGUAUACACAGGUGCCUGUGGCUGACGCACCCAUCUCCAAGCUCUAUGACUUCUUUGACCCCAUUACCGACCACAUCCACAGUGUGGAAAUGAAGCAGGGCUGUACACUGCUACACUGUGCCGCUGGCGUGAGCCGCUCAGCCACUUUGUGCCUUACCUACCUCAUGAAGUACCAUGCCGUGUCCCUGCUGGAUGCCCACACAUGGACCAAGUCAUGCCGGCCCAUCAUCCGACCCAAUGCUGGCUUUUGGGAGCAACUCAUCCAUUAUGAGUUCCAGCUGUUUGGCAAGAAUACUAUACACAUGGUCAGCUCCCCAAUGGGAAUGAUCCCUGACAUCUAUGAGAAGGAUGUCCGUUUGAUGAUUCCACUGAAUGCACCAGAUGAUACCUUUUAUAAGGGCAAAAAAAAAAAAAGAAAGUGA
Urocitellus parryii (Arctic ground squirrel) is the source of this 621-nucleotide messenger RNA. Its product is annotated as dual specificity protein phosphatase 18-like. Gene Ontology annotation, cellular component: cytoplasm. Gene Ontology annotation, biological process: peptidyl-tyrosine dephosphorylation. The record is from RefSeq and is a predicted model, not a curated record. Gene Ontology annotation, molecular function: protein tyrosine phosphatase activity; MAP kinase tyrosine/serine/threonine phosphatase activity. NCBI's taxonomy places the organism in Eukaryota, Metazoa, Chordata, Mammalia, Rodentia, Sciuridae.